This is a messenger RNA of Bufo bufo (common toad), 4498 nucleotides long. RefSeq names its product leucine zipper and EF-hand containing transmembrane protein 1 (gene LETM1). NCBI's taxonomy places the organism in Eukaryota, Metazoa, Chordata, Amphibia, Anura, Bufonidae. Gene Ontology annotation, biological process: intracellular monoatomic cation homeostasis. Bases 106 to 2349 code for a protein of 747 amino acids. The record is from RefSeq and is a predicted model, not a curated record. The transcript is spliced from 14 exons. Gene Ontology annotation, cellular component: mitochondrial inner membrane. Gene Ontology annotation, molecular function: ribosome binding; calcium ion binding.
GCGCUAGAGGCGUGGAUUGUUCUGGCAGCGAGACAUGGGGCAACACUCACCCAGGGCUGAUCUCUAAUUAUCACCAUCCUCCGCCGCUCCGCCCGUCCUGACAACAUGGCUGCCCUGCUGGUGAGAGGCUGCCGGCCGAGGUCCUCCUGGGGAGCCGCCACCAGAGGUCUUUUCCCGGAUCGGGGUUGUCUCGGUUGCACUUCGUUACGGUUGAUAAAUGUUAGGACUUCGCACUUUCGCAGCAGCACUGCCGCCUCUCCAGUUUACAUUUCACUAAGAGACGGGAAUAGCGGGUUCUCAUGGACUAAUGGACCUGAAAGAACCUAUUUUGGAGUCCACAAUUCAGCGCCAGCAUGGAGAGGAGCGGCCAGCAGUCUGGGACCCCACUACUCAUCCGUCCGCGGGUUGCACUCUUCAAGGCCCCUAUUUGACGACUCUGUGGUCGAAAAAUCACUGAAGUCUUUGAAGGACAAAAAUAAAAAGCUGGAAGAAGGCGGCCCCGUGUACAGUCCCAACACGGAGGUGGCGACCGUCAAGAGGUCCAUAAGACAGUGGGUUAUAGAUGAGCUAAAGCACUAUUAUCAUGGCUUCCGCCUUCUCUGGAUCGACACCAAAAUUGCAGCCAGAAUGUUGUGGACCAUCCUCAAUGGGAAUCCUUUAUCCAGACGGGAGAGGAGACAGUUCCUGAGGAUAUGCGCUGACCUCUUCCGACUGGUCCCCUUCCUCGUCUUCAUCAUUGUCCCGUUCAUGGAGUUCCUUCUCCCAGUUGUGUUGAAGCUAUUUCCAAAUAUGCUGCCUUCCACCUUCGAGACCACUUCAAAGAAGGAGGAGCGGUUGAAGAAGGAGCUGAGGGUGAAGCUGGAGUUGGCCAAGUUCUUGCAGGACACGAUUGAGGAGAUGGCACUAAGGAAUAAGGCAGCCAAAGGAAACGUCACCGCCGAAUUUUCCAUCUUUUUCCAAAAGAUCCGGAGCACUGGCGAGAGGCCCAGUAAUGAAGAGAUUGUACGCUUCUCCAAGCUGUUUGAAGAUGAGCUGACCCUCGAUAACCUGACCAGGCCUCAGCUGGUGGCUCUGUGUAAGCUCCUGGAGCUGCAGUCCAUCGGGACAAAUAACUUCCUGCGCUUCCAGCUGACCAUGAAGCUGAGGUCUAUUAAGGCGGACGACAAGCUGAUUGCCGAAGAAGGUGUGGACAUUCUGAAUGUAAAGGAACUGCAGGCAGCGUGCCGAGCCAGAGGAAUGAGAGCGCUAGGUGUCACCGAGGAACGGUUACGAGAGCAGCUGAAACAGUGGCUGGAGCUGCACUUGAAUCAGGAAAUUCCCACAUCACUGCUGCUAUUGUCCCGAGCUUUGUAUCUCCCUGACACACUGUCACCAGCUGAUCAGCUCAAAACAACCCUCCAGACGUUACCCGAAAGCGUGGGUAAAGAAGCCCAGGUUAAGGUGGCCGCAGUGGAGGGUGAAAAGGUGGACAACAAGACCAAGCUUGAAGCCACGCUUCAGGAGGAGGAGGCAAUCAGGAAGGAGAAGGAGAUGACGAGGUUGGCUGAGGUUGCCAAGGAAAGCUUACAGACUAAGGUGGAGGCAGCUCCGGAACCAGAACCCGUUUCUGCUGAAGUGAAGAGCAGUUCGGCAGCGAGACCAGAAGUGGCUCCAGCACAGGCAGCCGAUCAAGCAGAGGUUCUGAUAGACACCGCGCCAGUCCUGGAGGGUAUCAAGGGCGAGGAAAUAACCAAGGAGGAAAUUGACAUUCUAAGUGACGCUUGCACGAAGCUGAAGGAGCAGAAGAAGUUGCUGACGAAGGAGAAGGGGGAGUUGUCUGAACUGAAGGAUGACGUGCAAGAAUACAGUGAGGAUCUGGAGGAGAUGAAGAAGGAACUUUCAAAGUCUGGACAGGAGAUGGUGGUGGAGGAGUCAAAGGCGAGCAAGAGGCUGACAAAGAGGGUGAACCAUAUGAUCAGUUCAAUUGAUAAAAUCAUAUCGGAGCUGGACAACGAGGACAAGGUGUUGGAUGCAGGAAGUGGUACAUCUCCACCUGUUGGAUUGUAUUUCGCCUUUAGGGAGAAUCUCGUCAGCAUUAACGAGCUCAUCAACAUCAUGAGGCACAUCCAGAAGAUCCCAGAGCAGAAGCUGCUGAGAAUAGCCGAGGCUCUGGAUGAGAACAGGGACGGAAAGAUCGAUCUGGAUGACGUGGCUAAGGUCGUGGAGCUGAUUGACAAGGAGGACAUUGACAUCUCCACCAGCCAGGUUGCCGAAAUCAUGGAACUUCUGCAGAAGGAGGAAAAGCUGGUCGAGAAGGAGAAAGCGAAAGAAAAAGCUGAGAAAGAGCAAGUGGCCGAAGUGCAGAACUAGACCGCCCCGAUCCAUACCCCGUGUACACAUUAUUCAUACAGCUGCUACCGUGUUUCUAUUGCUUUUGAAGUGAUUUCAUUGCCAGGUGACAUAUUCCCGUGCACUGUUAUAUGGAGUGAAAUAAAGGCUUCAUGUACAUCUCCCGCCAUUCCAGGAACAUCAGGAUUUUUACCACUUUUUUUUUUUUUAACCUUAACAUCCAGUGCAAUUAUUAUUAUUAUUUUUUUUUCACUAUUUUCUUUUUGCACAAUUAGAUUCAUCUUCUCUGUUCUAGACCUUCGGCCUCGUUCUGCCCUCAGAGGUACAGUAAACCAGCCGGUCUCUCUAGGAGGUGCCCGGCACUGCUACAUCCCUACCCCCUGCCUCCCGACACUCCGGUUGUUUUAUGCGACUGUCCCUGGUCCAAAAAAAAUUAAAGGGGUGGAAUUUGCAGAGUUUUGUAGAAAAAUAGACCAUUUUAUGGAGCAUUCCCUAUGUAGGUAGGGAGGUACCUGCGCACAAUUCAUAGAGAAUAUAGGUAUACCUGUCUCUAUAGCCCAUAUAGAGGUUAUGGAGGUAAAAGCCAUUAGUAAUAUAGAAUGAUAUAUAUUUAGUUAUAUAAUAGAAGCCAUAAGGUGUAUGGUAAAAUAUUUGAUUUAGUAUAGUCCCUAUGCAGAUUGCAAAGAUAGGGAAUAUAGCAAAAUAUCUGCAUCAUGAUAGAGCCAUAUAGAUACCUGUGCUUUGACCAUAAGGAAUUCAUAUUAGACCCUAUGCAUAGUCCUGUGUAGUUAGAGGUACCCGUGCAGAACCGAUAAGGAAUAUAGAAGACCAUCUACUUCAUGAUGGAUCCAUAUAGGUACCUGUGCUAUGACCAUAGGGAAUGUAUAUUAGACUUAGAGGUACCUGGGCAAACCAUCUGCAUCCCUAUAGUUCUAUAUAGGUACCUGUGCUAUGACCAUAGGGAAUGUAUAUUAGACCCUAUGCAUAGUUCUGUGUAGUCAGAGGUACCUGUGCAGAACCCAUAGGGGAUAUAGCAAAAGAUCUGCACCCCUAUAAUCCUAUAUUGGUUAUGUAAAACGGUCCUGUGCCCGCAGGGAUUAUAGCACGACCUCUUUGUCAGUAUGGUCCUAACACUUGCAGUUCCUAUAGGGAAGAGUAGGACAGUACAGUCUUCUAUAAGUAGACAGGUAUCUAUAGAGAGCUGAGAAGAAUACAGUGGACCCGGGGUAUCUGUAGAGGUUUUUGUGCAGGACUCAUAGGGGUUAUAGCAAAACCACUAGGGCAGUCCCAUGUAAGUAGAAAGAUCUAUCCAAGCGGACACCAGGCUGUUGACUACGGCCGUAAGGACAGAGCAGCUCGGAAGAUGCAUUUCUUUUUAACUAAUCCCUCCAUUUUGGUUUAGCUUUUGGGAGUGCAGCAGAACCUUUAAGUACAAGCUGCUUUCUCUGUGCGCCCUCCAAAUCCUAAAACCGUGCUCUUCACUAUGGCCGCUGUAGGUGAUGUGGCGUACCUCACAACAGUCCCGUUUUUUUGUUUUUGCACUGGUCUCAGAGUGGGUGGGGUUUGUACAAAUAUGCCCAAAAUGGGCGUUUCCUAUAGGUUUUAUGGGCAUUUGUGGGCAGGGCUUUUAAAGCGUCCCGCCAUUGUGGACGCAGAUGUUGGGAGGUAUACCUAUUCGGUACCUGCAUAGGUAGCAUCUAAGGAAGGGUGUGUGUUGGCUGUGUGACCAGGCGGCCAUAGUGAAGAUGCCCCAAGUAUUGCUGAUUUGACUGUUUUGUUGUAUAUUGGCCUUUAUUUUUUUAUAUUUGAAUCUUAAUUUAAGUUCACAAGGCACAGAAUGUAUUAUUGUGAUGUUUUUUUAUUCAUUGCCUUCAUUCAUAGUCUAGGAAGAUUCCUCCUAUUUAUUUCAGGCCCGGUCCUGCGGUGCUUUUUGUGUUCAACGCCAGGAAUGUGUUUUUUUUUUUUUCAUUUCUAUGCAUUUUAAUACAGCAGCACUCGGAUCUUCACUUAAUCAAUAGUGGAUAUUGUGUCCAAUACUUUUAUACUAAUGAUGAGAAUCUGCUUUAAUCUUCCUGUUCUGACUGUAAGUACAAUAAAUGGCGAUAUGUAUACGGCAGGCGUGGAGUCGGAGAAGUGGAUGACCGCUCUCCGGCUUUUCCUGCCUCUCUUA